AUGCUGCUUCUGCUUCCCCCCUGGACGAGUCACGCCUGUUUGGCGGUUAAACUAAGGCGGAAAAAGAAGGACUUCCUGGACGAGUGGUACACCAUUAACAGGCUGAUCGAUGACGACAUGCCUGCCCACCCCGCCGAAGUGGUGACAGUGAAGAGCCUCGUCGAGGCUUUCCAAGCAGACAACAUGACCAAGGUGAACGCAGAAUACAUCAUCAGCCAUGUGCGUGAGUACCAGACUAGCAAGACCUCGGAGGUGGAAGUGUCUUUGCUGGAUGCGCUCCGUUUGGUGGCGAGAACGCGAACUUCGAGCCUCCGCUCCAUCCAGGUCACCGAGAGUCUGCUGAGCAUGCUAAAGGCAGAAAGCCAGAAGCCGCAAGAAAUGCGCUUUCGCUGCAUCAUGGCGGGCUUUGACCCUGACGCCCCCGGCGAGAUGCAGGAGUUCUUGCGUGUGCAAGCGCUGCAAGCGCUCGAAGAUGACAAUCCACUGCCUGGCCAAGUACAGCCCGUGGUGCAGACCACCGCCGCCAACAUCCAACAUCACUCGGAGAGCAAAGCGACGGUGAACAGCCACAGCAUCGAUGGCACCAAGGAGGAGCCUGUUGAAGUUGUGGAUCGAAGCGAGCAGCAGGCGAAGGAGCAGCAGCUCCUCGCGACUCUCGACCGCUUGGCAGGGAUAGCCCAGGAGUCGCAGGCGGAGGAUCGCUCGACGGUCUCGCAGACGCUCAAAGAAAUGCAGUCCUAUCAGGAGCAGUCGGCCAACUUUAACAAGGAUCAGCAGGCAGUUCGCAAAGACCUGAAUGCACACUGCAACAAAGCCCAGGAAGGCGCCAGUCAAUUGGCCGAUCGAUUCCAGUCAACGGACCUCCACACCCUCCAGGACCUGCCCGAAAGGAUCAACCGUCUUGCUCAGCUGGCCAGGGCCUCCCGCAAGGCGGUGGAGAGUGGCAAGCCCGGCUUCGGGUCUGAUCCUCUGAAGCGCCUGGAGAUGAGCAUCACCAUGCUGGCCGACCGAUGUAGGAAGUACACGGAGGAAGUGGAGGCCCAGAAUGAUCUUAAAGCGAUGCUACGCCGCGUGACCGAGAAUCUGGAAGAGCAGCAGCGAGCUGCAGAAGGCGAUCGACCAGAGCCCCGAAGCCGCAAGCCCCGCCUGCGGCUGUAG
Molecule: messenger RNA, 1158 nt
Organism: Symbiodinium necroappetens
Lineage: Eukaryota; Dinophyceae; Suessiales; Symbiodiniaceae
Source: the annotation of a GenBank genome assembly